UCCUCCCGGGUGAAGCGGGGCUGCGCCGGGCCUGGCCGGGCUUCGCCUGGGCGUGAAGGGAGCCUGAGUGCAGGAGGGGCCAGGCGAGGCGGCAGGAAUGCGAGUGGGAGAGCGGCCGGGCAAGUAGCGACAGCUCCUGGGAGCGCGGAUCCCACACACGCUCGGGCAGGGAACAGAGCCCCAGCUCAGGGCUGGCGGCCGCAAUGGGGCACCCCACGGCUCACCCCCUGUGAGAGCUGGAACCGAGGGUGGCGAGUCCCCGGGGGCAGCACGGCCACGGCGGGGUCCCGGCCCCGGGGAGCUCGGCUCCGGCGUGGAGCAGCUGGAAUUCCCCCGGCGGGUGAUGCCCGGCUAGGCCGGCCCGAGGUGCUGAGAGUCCCGGGACACCGAGGAGCCGCGAUGACCCCUGAGAAGGUUCUGAGGGAGGGGGUGCUGGAGAAGCGGAGCGGGGGGCUGCUGCAGCUCUGGAAGAAGAAGCGGUGCCUGCUGACGGAGAAGGGGCUGCAGCUCUUCGAGCCCAAGGGCUCGCGGCGCAAGGAGCUGAGCUUUGCCCGCAUGAAGGCCGUGGAGUGCGUGGAGUGGAAGGAGCGGCACAUUUAUUUCACUGUGGUGAUGGACGACAGCCUCGAGAUCGACUUCCGCUGCGCCCAGGAGGACCCGGGCUGGAACGCCGAGAUCACCAUGGGGCUCGUGCGCUUCAAGAACCAGCAGGCGAUGCAGGAGGUGCGCGCCCGGCACAGCUGCCGAGCAGUGGUGCACUUGGACGCAGCUUCCCCAGUGGGGCACCCCAGGGAGUCGCAGCUUCCCAGGAGUCGGAUGGAGAUGGCCCUCGGCUCGGCAGGUGCUGGGGAGAACGGGAUCCCUGCGGGCAAGUGAAGCCACCGCUGUGCAGCCCUGGGACGAGGACAGUGGCCCCGGGGAGGCUGGUGCUGGCGCUGGCUCCCCCCGUGCCGGGGCAGGACAGAGGCACUGCAGGAGCUGGGCUGGCACAGCCACCUCCCUUGGUGCAACGGGGCAAAGGACACAGGCAGGGCCACCGACUGGGACUUCAGACGAGGCAGGAGGUGACAUCCCUGCCUGGGCCCCCGUCGCCCUUCAUUCAGCUGACAUGUACAGGACCUCAGUGCACUGGUGGGGAGCCCCAGGCCUCUCCUGCAGGACAGGGGAUGGAUGAGGCUGUGCCCGAAGGAUCCACACGACAGAGAGCUCUGCCUGUGUGACAGUGACACUGGGACAGAUUGAUGUGGCCGGGGACAUGGCUCCCCCUGGAUCCCCAUUUUCAGGAGGGGCUGGAAAGAUGCUGCUGCAGCAGGGACCCCUCAGCAGGGCACUGAACUGAUGGCAUCGUGACACAGCCAUGCUGCUGGACAUCCUGUCCCCUUGAGGCCCUUAGGCUGUUGGGGAAUGCUGGGGACCCCAACUCCCUGUACCAAAAGUGUCCCCAAACAUGACUUUCUGCUUCUUACCCUGGUGUUGCUUUGAUUUGUGGGACCCCACAGGGUAUGGCAGAGCACAAAUCCUACACAGAGCUUUGCCAGUCAUGGGUAUCUCCGUAAAGCAGCAUCCCCCAGUCGAGCUCCAGAGCCCCCCACUGCCACCCCGAGACUCCCUGGUCACUAAUCCCGCUGCGCCCUUGUCCCCAGGGAUUCCCACGGUGGUUUGCGUGCUGGUGACGCGGGAGCAGCGCUGUGGCUUUGCAGGGAAGGGAUGGCCCUGCCCCGACAGGCAGCGCAGACAGCAGUGCCUGGAGCCACCGGCGCGCUCCGCAAGCCGGAGCCUGAGCCCAGCCCGGGGCCGGAGGCGCUGCGGAUCCUCCCGGAGAUUUCGUGGCCGUGUGGGAAUCACGGAGUGCCGUGCCCUGGUGCCCCGGACUGGGACAGCUGGCCCCAGCCUGCACUCCAGCCAGACCCCGCAGGGCCCACGGAGUCCCGUGCCUGUGCUAGGGCAGUGCCGGGCAGCUUUGGGGGCGGUGGCACGGCUGGAGCCUGCUCACCAUGCCAGGCCAGGCUGGGCUGGCUCUGCUGGAACAGGCACUGGGGCGUUUUCCAGCCGGGGCAGCCUCCUUGGCCAGCUGGUCCUCAGAGCUGCAGUUACUGAGACUCCGGGCUGUGAGUGGGGAGGAGGGGUGAGGGCAGGCUGCAGGUGCAGAUGAAGCUGGACCCAAACCCUGCCCAGAUGGAGCUCUGCACCAUCCCAGGGCUGUUACAGGGACAUGGGGGGCUCCAGGGAUGGUGAGACCUGCUCCCCUCCACAGGACAUGCUCCAGCCGUGGAGCCCUGCAUGGACAAGUCCCAGACCAGUGCCCUGCACACAUUUCAGGAGGGAAUGAGGUUGUCAGAAAGGUGCUGGUGCUCACAGAGAAUUUCCAGAAUAAAGAUCAUCAUCCUAGGGUUUCUCCUAAAUCCCCAGCUCCUGCUGUCAGGGGAUUCAGUGAGACUGAGUCAAAGCCCUGCGAGCAUCCCAAGCCUGAGCCAUGGUGGGUGCCCGGGUGGGGAGCACCCAGUGCAAGAGGGCUCCUAAAAUCACCAGUUUCGGGCAGUGUGACUCUUCUUUUUCAGUUUUUCUGCUCUCUUGCUCCCUGUAAAUAGAUAUUUUGUGUUUUCCAGCUGCCAGCAAGGAACUGGCAAAGAAAAUGAUCAAGAGAGGGGUGUGUAAGCACCAGCUCUGGCUGUGGCACUUCCCCAGGCACCGAUGACGAGGCAGCAGCGAGGCCACGCUGCUGAGAAAUUCAGGCAAUCAGUGGAGGGAAAAGGACAAUAUGAGAACACAAGUGCCUGUGUCAACAUUUCAGAUCCAGGCGCAGGGAAAGCCAGUCUGCAUCCUGAGCCCGUCAUCCAGAUCCACACACAGCCAGGGUCUCCUCCUGGACCCCAUAUUCCCUAGGGCCAGCAGAGCUCCCCAAGCCCCCAGGUUUGGGAUUUUCUUCUGCAUGGACACCCACACCUGCCUGACCCACCCUUUGUGGCUGGAUUCCCAGCCUGAUCCUGGGGCAGGGGCUGGGGGUCAGAACUGAGCCAGCAAGGUGGGAGGGUGGGAUUCAUCUGCCUCUGGAAGGCCUGAAUGUCGAAUGUAGAGGAAAAGUCACCCCAAGAUUGAAAAACAAAUUAACAGCCAAGAGACCUAGCCAGGGGGCAGAGCAGGGCCACGACCAGAGACUGGAGCAUCCCCCAGCACCAGGGAUGGAGUGCCAGCACCAGGGACAGGGUGCCAGCAUCAGGGACAGGGUGCCACCAUCAGGGACAGGGUGCCAGCACACUCCCAGGCAGCCUGAAAAGCAGGAGAGCACCCACGGGAAGCAUUUCUAAUGCCCUCAGAGGUGGGGAAAUUGAGGCACAGGGGGUGGAGGGUGGGUUUGUGGCCCCUCAGCUCUUCCAGCACAUGGGAUCCACUGGUGAGGAGGGGCUGCCAGACCCCCCCGGGGCCCCCAGGGAGAGCCCCAGAGAGGAGAGAGGUGCCUUGGAGCACCCUGAGUUCAAAGGCAGGAGCCUGAAAAUCCAGCUCUGCUGCUCCCAGCCCCCGGUGCCCCGUCUCUAUCAGCCCUCCCUGCACUGUUCCAAGGGUAUUCCCAGUGCUAAGGCUGCUUUGGGGGGCUGCUUUCUGGGCAGGGGCUCUGCCAGAACCCACAGGGACAGGUGCCCUCCUUGCAGCACCACGAGAGUGCAGUGAGUGCAGGGAAGGCGAGUUUUUCCCACCUAAUAAAAUGCCAGGCCUGGCUUUGGGAUCAGUUUGGGGCUGGCUGGACACCCUGAGUGCUGGGGAGGGCAGUGGGGUCACAGUGCUAACAUAGGGAGGUAUAGCCUAAGGGUGCCAAUGCUUUUAUCAGGUGGGACCAUGUGUGGGACCUCUUCCAUCACUGAGUGCCCUGCAGGGACCCUGACAUUGCCCCGCUUCUCCUGGGACAAUCCCUGAGCUUGUUGGUGGCUCCUCUUUAGAUAAAAAUAAAAAAAAAAAAAUAAAAAAAAAAACCAACAAAACAAAACAUCCCAGCUGUAGCAAGCGGUAUUCUGCUUUUUAGCCUGAGGUCAACUGUCCAGCUUCCUCCAGAUGCUCUUAUAUGACCAUGCUUAAUUAUAAUUCCUAAAUCACUGGGUUUUGGUUUGGAGCCCAACCCCUGCGCAGAGCACUGCUGUGUCAGUUUGCCCACACUGCAGGGAGCUGAGGCCGGGAUGUCCCCACCACUGCUUUGGGGAGCUUGGYCAUCUCCAGUGAAUCCUCUGGCACCGGGGUGAAGGAAGGAACAACUGACCUUGUAGCAUGGAGCCCGGGAUGCUGAGGGCAGGGACAGCAGGAAUUGCACCUUAAUUCUCCAUCCUCAGUGUCCUGGUGGAGUGUCCUGGACUGCGUGCUCCAGGAUGUUGAGGAGUGUGGCUCUGACAUCUCCCAGCAGUGGAUCUGAGGCUGUGGUAGCCCCCAGAAGGGCAGGGACUCACCAGGAGGAAACAAAACCAGGGCCCAGACAUUGCUGGAGCUGCAGAGGGAACAACCAGCACAUCCCAGCACUAUCUGUCCCCAGGCAGGAGACACUGGAAUGCUCUGAGGGUGCGGGUGGCCCAUCCCAGCCAAAAGGGGAUACUGAGAUGUAUCCCAGAGGCAGAUAGAAAGGUCUGCAAAUACCCUGGAAAAAAUCCCAAACCUGUGUCAUGGUCCCUGCCUGGG
Messenger RNA from Malurus melanocephalus (red-backed fairy wren), 4656 nucleotides. It is a transcript of the gene PHLDA3, whose product is annotated as pleckstrin homology like domain family A member 3. Gene Ontology annotation, biological process: intrinsic apoptotic signaling pathway in response to DNA damage by p53 class mediator; positive regulation of apoptotic process; negative regulation of phosphatidylinositol 3-kinase/protein kinase B signal transduction. NCBI's taxonomy places the organism in Eukaryota, Metazoa, Chordata, Aves, Passeriformes, Maluridae. The coding region runs from base 400 to 876 and encodes 158 amino acids. The record is from RefSeq and is a predicted model, not a curated record. The transcript is spliced from 2 exons. Gene Ontology annotation, molecular function: phosphatidylinositol phosphate binding. Gene Ontology annotation, cellular component: plasma membrane.